Messenger RNA from Oryctolagus cuniculus (rabbit), 15103 nucleotides. Lineage: Eukaryota; Metazoa; Chordata; Mammalia; Lagomorpha; Leporidae. The record is from RefSeq and is a predicted model, not a curated record.
UCAUCCUUUUGUUAACAGCGUGGGUGGCUCAAACAAGCCGUCGGUUGCUCUAAAACAGCUGUUGAUUUUUAAGUAAGUUCACUUUAGGUUGUGUAAUGCCCGGUUGUGUUGAUUUUCUUCCCUCAUGUGGUCAGGGGGCAGCCUGGUUCCUGGCACGCUGUGCAGAAGUAGCAGGGAGAUGACAGUACACGGGGGCUGCCGCGUACUGAAGUGCUACCCUGUGCUGGCUGCUGGCUGAGUAUUGUACUCGCUGACACUUUUCACCUUUUCAGAGAGCUCUCACUGACACCGCACUUUCCAGAUGAAACAGGCCGAGAGAAGUGAAGAGAUCCGUCGUGCCCCACGGUCAUUGUCAGCUGGCGUAUGAGCCACGGCGGUUGGGCGCCAGCUUCCUUCUCAGCCAUGGUGUGAUACCACCUCACAAUCUCCGGUGCAGGUCAGACCUCUGAGGACGAGCCGUCUCGGUGUUACCAGGUUCUGGAGUCGUGGCCAAGUCCCAGCUGUGGUUAUGUGACCUUGUGCAAGUGAUUUUAUCAGCUGUGUUGAUGACAGCUUAUCUGCCAACGUCAUCCCAUGUAGUACAAUGAGAAUGAAAUGUUUAUAAAAUAGUCACUCAAGGGAUCUGUGCCUCGCAUACGCGAGCUCUUAGUAACUCUUUUUAUCAUUCGUCUAAUUCUAGUCUCCCGAUUAUCAUUAGUUCCGAGAUCUGUGGCUUCUGUCAGGUGACUCUUGGACAGUGCAUGACACAGAUGUGGAGUGGGGAUUUCUCUCGUGAUAGCCUGCUGCAGGUUUCAGCAACGAGCCAGACAGGCUGACCGCCAGGAAGGCCAUCUGCGUGGUGGAGGCAGGAUGUGAGCAACUAGUGCUGCAGAACGCGCUCUUGUAGUUAAAUGUCUAGGAAUUGUUUGGGAAAGACUGAGCGCUCCUGGGGCUGGUGCUGCGGCAUGGCAGGUUAAGCUGCCUCCUGUGGUGCUGGUAUUCCCUGUGGGCACUGGUUCGAGUCCCAGCUGCUCCACUUCUAAUCCAGCUCCCUGCUAAGGUGCCUGGAAAGGCAAUGGAAGAUGGCCCACGUGCUUGGCCUUUGCACCUUUAUGGGAGACCUGGAGGAAGCUCCUGGCUCCUGGCUUCAGAUCGGCCCAGCUCCGGCCGUUGCGGCCAUUUGGGACAUGAACCAAUGGAUGGAGGAUCUCUCUGACUCUCCUUCUCUCAGUAACUCUGCCUUUCAAAUGAAUAGAUAAAUCUUUAAAAAAAAUAAAAAACAUGAGAAGUCUUAUCCAUUUGCUGAUUCCUCAAAUGACCACAGUGGCCAGGCCUGCACUGGGCCAAAGCUAGAAGCUGGGAACUCUAUCCAGGGCUCCCGUGUGGAUGCCAGGAACCCAACGACUUGAGCCAUCACCGCUGCCUCGCAGGAAGCUGGAGUCAGCAGCCUCAGCCCGGAAGCAGUGUGAUCAGAUGGCUCUUCAUUUCUAAACACUCUGGCUUUGUGUGUUUAUCUUUGCAUCAGCCAGUGACAGGCUGCUGGUCAGUAUGGUUUGUGGAUUGCUCUUGAGUAGUACUGAUGUCUGAUCCUUAAAAAGAGUAGGCAAGUAUGAGCCUCUGUUCAGUGCAUGGAGUAUUGCACGUAUUCUGGAGUGGCUUCAGCACGUGGGGAGUUGGCCACGUUGAUGCCUGUGACUGUGUAGUGGUCCCUCCCAGUCACAUGCCACAGCUGCCAUGUCCUGUCUACUCAUUGUGUUUGGAUUGUUCCGGACUUUUUGCUCUUAGCAACAAAGCCACUAUGAACAUCCUUGUACGAGUGUGCUCUUGAUAGUACACAGUGGGACGGUGGCUCAUAGGCUGUGAGUGUCUUCAGCUUUCCUAGGUAUUACUUAACUUUUCCAAAUCACUUGGUGCUUUCAGCAGUAGUGGUGAAAGGCUCUGCGAUAUUGUCAGACACUGAAACACUGGAAAAUCUUCUGGAUCUGUAAUGAGUGCCACAGGGUUGAGCAAGGCUAAUCCAAAAAUAGGAGGUAUUCCAAGUUCCACAGACACUCACCAAGUUACAGAUUUUAGAGCAGCUUGGAGUUUUGGAUUAGGGUAUUUGGCCAGUUAUUCCACCACUCAGAAACUCCAAAAUCUGAGUAUUCCUGGUCCCAAGCAUUUCAGGUAAGGAAUAGUCAACAUGUAUGUCCUUCCUGGUUAAUUUUCAUUUCUAUGAUGUCCAUUACUCUUCUUCACAGAUUGAUUUACCACUGGACUUCUUCCCUUAAGUCCCUGUGUAAGUUCUUGCCCCCCCCUUUUUUAAACAGAUAGAUUUAUUUAUUUAUUUAUUUACUUAUUGACUUAUUUAUUUUAAAGGCAGAGUUGUAGAGGGAGAGGGCGAGAUACAGAAAGAGAUCGUCCAUCUUCUGGUUCGUUCCCUAAAUGGCCAGAGCUGGGCUGGUCCAGAGCCAGGAGCUUCUUCCAGGCCUCCCACGUGGAUGCAGUGGCCAAGUGCUUGGGCCAUCCUCCACUGCUUUCCCAGACACAUUAGCAGAGAGCUAGAUCAGAAGUAGAGCAGCCAGGACUCGAACCAGGGCCCAUAUGGGAUGCUGGUGUCACAGGUGGUGGCUUUACCCACUUUGCCCAUUUUUAAAAAUUGGACUAUUUGACUUUUUUUUUUUUUUUUGAAUCGAAUAAGACUGGUUUAUAUGCCCAGGAUACUAAUUCUUAGGUUAUAACUAUUGCUUAUUUUUUUUUUUUUUUAAAGAUCUAGUUAUUUGCAUGAAAGGCAGAGUUAGGGAGAGACAGAGAUCUUCCAUCCACUGGUCACUAAUACAGUGACUGGGGCUGGGCCAGACUGAAGCUAGGAGUCUGGGCCAUCUGGGUCCCAGACAUGGGUGCAGGGGUCCAAGGACUCGAGACAUCUGCUGCCUUCCCAGGCACAUUAGCAGGAGCUGGAUCAGAAGUGGAGCAGCCGGGACUUGAACCAGCAUCCAUGUGAGAUGCCAGCAUCACAGGCAGCGGCUUUACCUGCUAUACCACAAUGUCUGUCCCUGUUUUGUUUUUUAAAACAUGUAUUUAUUUGAAAGGCAGAAUCACAGAGCGAGAAAGACAUCUUCUGUCCUCUGAUUCCCUCCCCAAAUGGCCACAACAGCUGGGGCUGGGCCCGGUUGAAGCAAAGGAACCUGGAAUUCAGUCCAGAUGUCCUGUGUAGGAGGAAGGGAUCUGAGCACUUGGGCCGUCUUCCACUGCCUUCCCAGUGCGUUAGCAGGGAGCUGGAUCGGAAACAGCUGCUAGGACGAAAACCAGUGCUCCAGUAUGGGGUGCCAGUGUUGCCACAGUAUGGCCCCUCUUUUGUUAAACCAGUUUUGUGGUUUUUUUUUUUUUUUCAUAUUUUUUGACAUUAUUAUGUUAAGUUUCGUAUUUGUUGCUUAGUCUGAACAAUUUUUUUUAAAGAUUUGUUAUUUGAGUGGCAGAGGCAGAGGCAGGGGGUGGUGGAGGUGACCCUCCAUCUGCUGGCUUGCUCCCCAAAUGGCCGCAACGGCCAGACCUGGGCCAGGCUGCAGCCAGGAGCCAGGAGCUUCUUGCAGGUCUCCCACACGGGUGCUCUCUUAUCUGAAGUCCUCUGGGGUUCCCAUGUGGACAAGGGUAUCACCUACAAGUAAUGGCAGCUUCGUGGUUUUGUUUUUUUGCUGCUCCUUAUACCUCUCCGUUCUUUAUCUUGUCUAACGGCAUUUGCAGGGAUUUCAAGGAUAAUUCUGAAUAGAAGUGGUCCUAGUGGGCAUCCUUGCUUUGGGCCUGUAGUCUGGUAAUACUUUGGAGGUGUCCUGUAAGCAUUUUAUGAUGUUUCUAUUAAAAUUAGGAAUUUUCCUCCUAAGUUUGCUGAGAAGUCUUUUUUCUAAUAAUCAUAAAUGGUGUUGGGUUUUAUCAGAAGUUCACGCUGUAUUUAUUGAGUGUGCGUGAUUUUUCUGUCUUAAUGUUAACAUGGUCAGCUAUGUAAUUGGCUUUCUGCUGUUAACCUGACGUUCUCUUCCUGGGGAAAACCCAGUCCAGUCUAGUCGUGAUGUAGUUUGUCUGCAGUAUCUGGGUUUGGGUUGAGGUCUUGGCUUAGGAUCAAGGCUCUGUUGGUCCUGUGAGUUGGAAAAUGGCUCUCUCUGCUUGUUUUCUAGAAGAAUUUGUAUAAAAUUUGUGUUUCUCCUUUCUUCAGUCACGAGGGGGGUGCCUGUGGACCGGUGUGUUCUCAGGGAAGACAGCGCAGUUGCCGAUUCCUCAUUAGGAGCGGUCAGGUUUUCCGUUUUGUCUGGGUCACACUGGAAAAUUGGCUAUUCCUCGGUUCCUCUCCAUUUUCACAUGACUGGUGUGGCACUUUUCUUGUUCACUUACCUGUUGGACACAGGCCUGGUCUGUAAAGGUGUCUCCUUCAUUCCCGACACUGACUGUGACUGUGGGCAUCUUGCUUACUUACCCGGUCUUGCCAGUGGCUUAUGCCCCCACCUCCCUGUAUUAACAGAGAGCCAGUGUUUCCGUUGUUUCUGCUGUGUUGUGUAUUUGCUUUGUUUUAUUAUUUCAGCUUUUUGUGGUUUUCUAGAUUUCUUUUCUAGGCUUGUCAUUUUUUAUAUGAUCAAAUGAAUAUUUAAAUCAAAUGUUAUGCACUUACAGCCAUAAAUUGCCUUCCAAACGCUGCUUCAUCUCUGUGCUAGUUUUGUUCACUACAGAACAAAUUACAGCAUAGUUUUACUAUCUCAGAACUUGGAGGGGUGGAGCGUGGGCGUGGCGUAGCCAGUUCUCUGCUGAGGGUCUCGCGAGGCUGCGGUCCAGUCGCUGAGUCAUGUCUUCUUCUGGAGUCCAGGGUCCUCUUCUGUGUUCAGCAGGUUGUCACAGAAUUCAGGCCCCUCAGCUGGAGAAACGAGCCUCUCCGUUCCCCACGGCUGCCCUGUGUGGGGCAGCUCCUCACAGCUUGCCUGUUGGCUUUUCUCCUGCCGGCUUUCGGCGUCUGCGUUGGGUAUCUCCUUUUGGAGAAGGAGUAAAAAGGUUCACUGGGUUGGGUCAGGGCCACUAUCAGUCUCCCUCUGAUGAGCUCCGUCAGCUGAACACGGAGUUUGACUACAUCUAUAAGAUACUUUCACCUUUGCCAUAUUGUCUCUUUUUAAAAAAUUAAAGAUUUUAUUUAUCUGAAAUAAAGGUUUUUUUAUUUAUUUUAUAGAGAUACCAAUCUUCCAUCCACUGGUAAUUCCCUGUGUCUGGGCCAGGCUGAAGCCAGGAGGCAGGAGUCCCCCAAGUGGGUGGCAGGGGCCCAGGCCCUUCAACCCUCUUCCGCUGCGCUCCUAGUCACAUUCAGAGGGACCCGGAUCAGGAGCGGAGCAGUCAGGACUCAGACCUGCACUCACAUGAGUGCCGGCGUUGCACGCGAUGGUUAACCUCAUGUUCCACAGUGCCGGCCCCUGCCGUACUCUCUUCAUGAGAAGCUCGGUAGAGGUUCCACCCACAUAGGUAUGCAUACCAGCCAGGGAGGGACUGGGGGGAAUUCUGCCUACCACCAACUCUGAUCUAGAAAUCUCAGCAUCUAACAUUCUAUGUAUUCAUUAAUUUCAAAGGAUUUUCCAAUUUCAUGAUUACAUAUUUGAUUUGUAGAUAUUAUUUGGAGCUAUAUUUCCAAACAGGUAUUUACAUUUUAAUACUGGUUUCUAAUUUAAUUGGUUUGUAAUCAGAUAAUCUGUAUAUGACUUGAAUUUCUUGAAAUGUGUUGAUGGCUGUUUUAUGACCUAACCAAGUGCCUGGUUUUUAAGUUUGCUUGAAGAAAGUUUGUUCUGCAUUUACUGGAUGUGAUGUUCUAUAAUGUGGGUCACUUUAAUCAUGUUGAAGUCUUCAGUAUCCUUAGCAAAUGACUUACCAAAAAAUACAUACUUAUUUACUUAAAAGGCAGAGUGACAGAGAGGGCGAGGAACAAAGAGAUAUCUUUCAUUUGCUGUUUCAUUCCCCAAAUGGUCACAACAGCCAGGUAGGGGCCAGGCUAGAGCUAGGAGCUCCAUGCUGGCCUCCACGUGAGGGGCAGGCACCCACGUACGUGGACCCCUUGCGCUGCCUUCCCAUCCACAUUGCAGGAAGCUGGGUCAGAAAUGAGGUGGCCAGGACUUCAAGUGGCACUCCAGUGUGCGGUGCUGGCGUGGCCAGCAGCGGCUCCCCUGCUGUGCGCCAGUGCUCCAGCCCUAGGAAGGCUUUUUGCUGGGGACUGGGAGAGAGUGCUUUUCUGAGUUACUAAGAACUAUAAUCUGGCAUGGGAAGUGAACCAACUGGUGGGAGAGCUCACUCUGCCUGUCAGAAACAAAAGCAACAACAACAAAAAAUACUUACUAAAUCUUUUUUCUAGCAUGAUUUUAGAUGUGUGUAUGUGGUUUUUUCUAUUUUAAAAAUUUUUCAGGGCCAGUGCCGCAGCUCAAUAGGCUAAUCCUCCGCCUUGCGGCGCUGGCACACCGGGUUCUAGCCCGGUCGGGGCGCCAGAUUCUUUCCCGGUUGCCCCUCUUCCAGGCCAGCUCUCUGCUGUGGCCCGGGAAGGCAGUGGAGGAUAGCCCAAGUGUUUGGGCCCUGCACCCCAUGGGAGACCAGGAUAAGUACCUGGCUCCUGCCUUCAGAUCAGCGCAGUGCGCCGGCCGUGGCGGCCAUUGGAGGGUGAACCAACGGCAAAGGAAGACCUUUCUCUCUCUCUCUCUCUCUCCCUGUCCACUCUGCCUGUCAAAAAAAGAAAAAAUUUUUUUUUCAGGCUGGCACCGUGGCUCACUUGGUUAAUCCUCCGCCUGUGGCACCGGCAUCCCAUAUGGGUGCCGGGUCCUAGUCCCGGUUGCUCCUCUUCUAGUCUAGCUCUCUGCUGUGGCCCAGGAAGGCAGUGGAGGAUGGCCCAAGUGCUUGGGCCCCUGUACCCGCAUGGGAGACCAGGAGGAAGCACCUGGCUCCUGGCUUCUGAUCAGUGCAGCGCCGGCCAUAGCAGCCAUUUGGGGAGUGAACCAAUGGAAGGAAGACCUUUCUGUCUCUCUCACUGUCUAACUCUACCUGUCAAAUAAAAAAAAAAAUUAAAAUUUUUUUUUCUGUUUUGGUGAUGUACUGGGUGCUUACAAAUUUCUAAUUGUUAAAUCUUCUAGUUUAAUUGAAAGAAGCUUUUUCAUUAAAAAAUAAACUUCUUGGGGCUGGCGCUGUGGCAUAAUGGGUAAAGCCACUGCCUGCAGUGCCAGCAUCUCCCAUAUGGGCGCCAGUUCGAGACCAGCUGCUCCAUUUCCAAUCCAGCUCUCUUCUGUGCCCUGGGAAAGUAGUGGAAGAUGGCCCAAGUCCUUGGGUCCCUGCACCCACAUGGGAGACCCAGAAGAAGCUCCUGGCUCCUGGCUUCAGAUCGGUGUAGCUCCAGCCAUUGCAGCCAGUUAGGGAGUGAACCAGCCAAUAGAAGACCUCUCUCUGCUGCUCCUUCUCUGUGUAACUCUGACUUUAAAAUAAAUAAAUCUUUAAAAUAAAUUUAAGCCAGCGCCGCGGCUCACUAGGCUAAUCCUCCGCCUUGCGGUGCCGGCACACCAGGUUCUAGUCCCGGUCAGGGCCCCAGAUUCUGUCCCAGUUGCCCCUCUUCCAGGCCAGCUCUCUGCUGUGGCCAGGGAGUGCUUGGGCCCUGCACCCCAUGGGAGACCAGGAGAAGCACCUGGCUCCUGCCAUCGGAUCAGUGCAGUGCACCGGCCGCGGCGGCCAUUGGGGGGUGAACCAACGGCAAAGGAAGACCUUUCUCUCUGUCUCUCUCUCUCACUGUCCACUCUGCCUGUCAAAAAAAAUAAAUUUAAAAAUUAAAUUACUAAUAAAAUUUUACUUUGAAAUGUAUUUUGCCAGAUACUAAGGUAAAUACACCAGCUUUCUUUAAGUUAGCAUUUAUAUUUUAUUCUCCACGAUUUUGUUUUCAGCCCUUAGUCUUCCUGCAUCUUCUUUCAGAAUUUAUUUUCAUUUUAGUUUAAAGGCAGGCAGACAGAUCUUCCAUCUGCUGGCAUACUUCUCAACUGCCUGCAACAGCUGUGUGGGCCCGGCUGAAGUCAGGACGCAUGAACUCCAUCCAGUCUCCCACGUGGUGGCAGGACUCAAGUUCUUGAGCCAGGGCCUGCUGCCUCCCGGCGGGUACAUCAGCAUGAAGCUGGGCUGAGAGGCGGAGCUGGGGCUUGACCCCAGGUACUUGAUGUGGUCUGCAGGUAUCUCAUGCUGUGUCUUCAUUGCUGCAGCAGUCGUUCACCUCAUCCUUCUAGAUAGUGUCUCUUGUCUAUAUCAUAUUUAUGUUACUAGGAUUAUUUGUCCUAUCUGGUGGUCUUUGCUCCUUUUUUCUCGUUUUUUGUUUUUCUUUUUAGAUAGAUUUUUUUCUAUUACUUUUUUGUCCAUCUGUUAAAAGUAUGUUUUUCUAUUAAUGGUUUUCCUAGAAAUUUUAUAUCUGACUUAUCAAAGGUUAAACUCGCCCAGACUUUGUAAAGCAGUGCCCUUAGAACACCUUAACACCAUUUACCUCCUUCUCAGCUUUUGUAUGUGGCUGAUGUCACAUAUUGUGUCUCUCUACAUGUAAGUCAUUGCUAUUCUUGUCUACAGUUAAUAUUCAUUUAGAUUGACUCAAAAAUUUUCAUCUUUGCUCUUCAUUGCUUGCUGUAUCUUUAAGCUUCAAUCUGCAGUCAGUUUUCUUUUGACUGAAAUAUACAUUUAGAAUUUAGUGCAGGUCAGCUCUGGUGGCAAAUCUUUUUUUUUUUUUUUUUUUUUGAGAACAUCUUUGUUGAAGGCUGUUUUUAGGCUUCUUAGUGGGGUCUGUUGUCCUCUGACUUCCAGUGUUGCUGUGAGCAUGUCGGCUGUCAAUCUCAUGCUGUGCUGAAACUAAGGAGUCCGUCUUCCUCUGGCUGUUUGGAAGAUUUUUUUAAAUUGAUUUUAGGCAGUUUCACGAUGGUGUGUCUAAGUAGAGAUUUUGUUGUAUUUUCUCCAGUGGGGUUUGUUUGGCGUAGUGCAUCUGAGUCGAUGUAUCUGUUCUGGGAAAUCCUCAACUAUGAUCAUCUCAAUUUUGCCUCUGUCCAGUGUUUUGUCGCCUUCUUGAGAUCCAAGUAAGUGAAUGAUAGACUUUCUUACAGUAUUUCCCAUAGCUUCGUCUUCCCUCUAGUGUUCUGUCUUUAUUUCCUCUUCAUCAUUUUGGAUAGUUUCUUAAACUUUCUUACACUUUUUAGCUGUUUCUACUCUACUUUGGGAUUCAUUCACUGAAUUUUUCCUGGUUUUAUAAUUUUUAGGUUAGGUUGUUUUUUCUUAUCUGCUCUUAUGUUUAAUGUGUGUGCACUUGUGGCAGUUCCUAGUGGGGCUAUUAUCGCCAUGGUUUGUCCUUUGUGUGAAAAUUCCAGUACUCAGCCUGCUAUGAUUCUGUUCCUGCUGUCUGUUCAUGGCGGUGCUGGUGAAUGUUGUCUUGGUUAUUCUUGCACUUCAUUCUUUGGUUGUUUGCUUGAAAAGUCUGGGAAAAACACAGAAAUGACUUAAAAGCUGAGAUGACUUUGUCUACAUUGAGGUUUUUGUUUUGUCCCACCAAGCGCCUGAAUUCAUUAGCAGUCUGGGGUAUGCGUAUAGACCUGUGUCCCUGCACUGCAGGACCGUUUGUACAUCAACUCUGGGGUACAGCUCUUGGGCCCCAGCCUGGAGCAAGGGUGUGCCAGCAGACUCUCCUUCUCCGUCCAGCUGUGCUGAAAACAGACCUCCGCCUCUCCCCCACUUCCCCUUCUCCUUCACAGAGUGCCCGCUGUGUUUCCCCAUGCGUCUCUGCCUUGGGCGAUUGGUCCACAUGAGCUUUUCUCCCGUCACUCACUUCUGUUGUACUUUCUGACUACACUCAGCUUUCCAGUUUCAUCAGAGAAAGCCUGUGGAACUUUGUUUUUUAAAAUUUGGUAGAGUUUUUGGUUUGAAGGGAGGGAAUUUGGUGUUAUCUUUACUCCACCAUUACUAAAAGACUCACCCGUCCAUUUUGUCAGGUCUGUCUGGGAUUUGAUUUCACCCCAUCUCCACGCUGAGAAGUUAGCUCGUUACUAUUUAAUGAUGCUGGCAGAAAACACAGAACUCUUGGAUCAGAAACCAAGGACUUUGUUCCCGGCACAGGGGAAGCAGCCCCCCACCCCCACCCCAGCAGCGGAUUUCUUUUCUUAUUUUUGUCAUUUCCAUUUUUCUUCAGGCAGUUUUUCUUUAAAUAUCCAUUUAGGGUGUUUUCUACUUAUCUCUGUUUUGAUAUUCAGACUAACACUUAGGUGGUGGGAGAAGGUAUCCCAUGUCCUCUCAAUCUUGGACCGUGUGGUGAUGCUUGCCUUGCGGUGAAAAACAAGUUCUGAUUCUCUGUUUUUGAGUCCAUGUUCAGACAACUCGUAUGGUGAGUUCGACACGUAGGAACACCGGGGGAAGUUAAUACAGUGAGCGAGAGGCGCGAGACAAGACCUGGAAAACGAAGUGUCAGUGCCACAGGUUUUCAGGCUGUGAGGCCACAGGUGAAACGUCGCACCUGUCCCAGAAGCCUCUGCUGGAAUUCACUCCUCCCCACUUGCCCACUCGCUCCAUCUUCCUUCCUUCCCCACGCAGGGCUCUGAAGCUGUCCUGUCCACGUGUCUGUCUCCCAGAUCAGGGUCAGCUCCACAUCUCGCCUCUGCACGGGCUCCCUGGUGCUUGGUGCACAGAUGGCACUCCAAACAUUACCCGCAGAACUGGUGCGUGUUCUUGAAGGUUUGGAGGGAAAGUAUUAAACUUGUAGCCAAUGAAACAGUUGCUUGGUACAACACGUGAAAACACUGUAGGGAACAAUGCAAAAGUUUGGAGCUGUUUAAAAGGUGAAAUGGAGCCCUUGUGGGCCCUGCGCCCUGGACCUGAGAGAGUUGGGGCGCGCGCGCACCUGGGGUCCGCGGUGGUCCCGCAGCGAGGAGGGUUGAGAAGCGCCGGUCUGGCGGGCUGCGGGCUAGAGGCGACCAACAACCUGCGGCUUCGUCGAUGUCAAGCAAAGACGGCGGGGCCGAGAGCCAGCGCGUCCGGCGGGCCUCCACCGGGCAGGCGCGGCGCCCGAGGCGAGGGGAAGGCCGCAUGUUGGGUGCUCUGGAAGGCGCCCCCGCGGCCCAGCAUCCGGACUGGGUGGGGAUCUUCCCCGGGGCGUCUCGGGGCCGGGGCAGCCCCAGAGGACGGGGAAAGUCCGGCGGCCGCCCCGGUCGGCGUUGGUCUGUGAGACGUCGCGGAGCGGGGGCUGCGGGCCCGGGCAGGCUGACAGGGCGUGCCCCGCGCACGGUUCCCUUUCAGGGCUCCGCGCUCCGCCCUCGCGGGCCUCGGCUUCCGCGCUCCGGCCGCGCCGCGCCGCACCGGACCUCGCCCGACUCCGCGCGCCUCUCCAGGCCGGCGCGCCGCAGAUUGAGAAGAAAUGCUGGGCAGUAAGUAAAGCUUUCUCCUCCCGGCCUGGAGAGUGACAUGGGUGUCGGCAAGUCCAAAGCAGGUUCCUGCCCCCUGUCCUUCUCCCGGGGUGAGAGCCACGGCGUGGACACACGUCCGGGACCUCCCGGGUCAAGUUCCAGGAGAUGUGCAGAGGCCGCCCUGGGUGAGGGUGCUGAGCGUGGCGGUGCUACCAGGGAGCCAGUGCAAGAGCGGGAGGUGCCUGUGGGCCUGGCGGAGGCUCCCGCGGCAGGCGAGGAGGAGGAGGAGGAGGAGGAGGAGGAGGAGUUCCUCAAGUUUGUGAUCCUACACGCGGAAGAGGACACGGACGAAGCGCUGCGGGUGCAGAGCCUGCUGCAGGACGAGUUCGGCAUCAGCCCCGGGAUGGUCUUCGCGGAGAUGCCGUGCGGCAGACAGCACCUGCAGAACCUCGACGCCGCGGUCAACGGCUCGGCCUGGACCAUCUUGCUGCUGACCGAGAACUUCCUGCGCGACACCUGGUGCAGAUUCCAGUUCUACACGUCCCUGAUGAACUCGGUGAACAGGCUGCACAAAUACAACUCCGUCAUCCCCAUGCGGCCCCUGAACAACCCCCUGCCCCGGGAAAGGACGCCCCUGGCCCUGCAGACCAUCAACGCCCUGGAGGAGGAAGGCCGCGGCUUUGCUACCCAGGUGGAGAGGAUCUUCCAGGAGUCCGUGUUCAGGACCCAGCAAGCCAUCUGGAGAGAGACGAGAAGCGCAGCGCAGAGACAGCUUGUCGCCUGAGGUGGAACACGCAGCCCUCGGCCGGCUCCUGGGGCAGCAGCGCUGGGACGCCUUGACGUAGAGGACAGCCCUUUUCUUACGGGAGCCUGGGGGGCGGGGGCACAGGAGAGCGGCCUGCAGCAGGGCUGGAGCGUUCCUCUCCUGCUUCUUCUCAGGCACGGACGUUCGUGUCCCAGGUACUGAGCCUCGGACAGAAACUUGUAGUCAGGUGUUCCGGAAACAGGAUGCUUAUACUGUGAAGCCGGCUCCCCACGGGCAUGUGGGAAAAAUGGCCCCAGGGACCUGAGCACGCUCCCUCCUGGGGCCCCUCCCAUGGGUCACACCCUCUGGGUGCUGUCCCCUGGGGCGUGUCAGGUGUUGAGAGUUGUGACACGAGCCCAAACCCGUGCUUCUCUGCUGGCAUCUGCGUCCAUGGGGGCGAUGGCCGCCUGGCUUAGCAGCCCUUCCCGCGGUGUGGCGGUGAAUCGGGCCCCCCGCAGUGCCGCUGGGGUGUCCUCUGGGGCCCGCAGCUGUCGCGUGAGUCACUGUCGGGUGCCAGGGCUUCGUUCUCAGAGCUUCCGAAAGGCGUCUGCCCAGGACAUGUUGCCCAUGCAGGCGUCUGCAGUAACUUGGCCCUUAGGAGUGCGUGCACACGUGUGUGGGGGGAUUAUCUUGAAAGCCUUGGACCUGAAGCGGGAGAUGUAUUUUAUCACAUCCUCUUCUGGUGCCCCAGCCUCCUAGCUGGCCAGGGAGGCCCCUGGGAGACCUGUGCCGUCCCCUCAUAGCCCUUCUGCCCGUCAGAUGGAGAGAGGAUACGGGGUGACUGGGUUGUGUCCUGCUGUGACGAGCAGAGCAUCUGUGGUGGGUGAGGCGGGGGAGGGGAGUUCCAGGACCUGCUCCGGUCCAGUCUCUGGCACCCCAGGGUGACUGACAGUGAAUGCACCCUUUAGCUGUGAUGGGAAAGCGUUGGUUGAUGGGUCUCUAAAGGCCUUGGCCCUCUCCCAGGCCAUGAGAGACUUGGAACCAGAGAAGGAAACCAGAAAAAUGGUAGAAUUCUGUAAGGUGGGGUGGAUGGUGUGGCCCAGCUGGUUACUACCGCCUGGGACAGCUGCAUCCCGUAUCAGAAUGCUGGUUAGAGUCCCGACUGCUCAGCUUCUAAUCCAGCUUCCUGCUUGUGCACCUUGGGAGGCAGUACGUGCAUUUCUGGCCCCCACAUGGGAGGUCUGGAUGUAGUUCUGGGCUUCUGGUUUCAGCCUGGCCCAACCUGGGCUGUUUGGGCUUUUGGAGAGUGCAUCAGUGGAUGGAAGACUCCCUAAUUCCCUCCCCCUCCCCCUCCCCCUCCCUCUCCCUCCGAAUAGAGGAAAAUAAAUGAAGUGUUUUAGAAGAAUUAUUUGAGGGGAUAUGUGAUAUAAUAGUUGCAAAAUGGUUUAUGCACACAAUGAAAGUGUAUUUUUGCAUCUUUGCAGCACAGGUGAUUUUUUUUUUUUUUUUGACAGGCAGAGUGGACAGUGAGAGAGAGAGACAGAAAGGUCUUCCUUUGCCAUUGGUUCACCCUCCAAUGGCCGCCACGGCCGGCGCACUGCGGCCAGCGCACCACGCUGAUCCGAUGGCAGGAGCCAGGUGCUUCUCCUGGUCUCCCAUGGGGUGCAGGGCCCAAGUACCUGGGCCAUCCUCCACUGCACUCCCUGGCCACAGCAGAGGGCUGGCCUGGAAGAGGGGCAACCGGGACAGAAUGCGGCGCCCCGACUGGGACUAGAACCUGGUGUGCCGACGCCGCAAGGCGGAGGAUUAGCCUAGUGAGCCGCGGCGCCGGCCUGCAUAGUUGAUUUUUAAUGCUGCCCAUUAUACUUUUAUAGUCUCAGAAAGGAAUUAUUAUACCUGUUCACUCAGGUUUCUAAAGAAUACUUUUUUAAAAAAAAAAGAUGAGACCUUGCGCAUAGGCAUUCUGCCUCAUUUUUCUUUCUUCAUCCCUUAGCAGCCGCUGAGCUCUGCUCGGGCGUGCAGUUCCCUGGGCGUGGCCUUGAACCUGGCGCUCCCGGUGCUCGUGUCCUCAUGCAGGUAUGGACAGGCACGUCCGGCGGACUCUGAGAACUUUUGCCGCCUGCCGGGAGCUUCCUCCUGGGUGCUCUGUGGGCUACACUGCUUGUAGAAAUCUCAGCUGUGCUUAAGGACAGGAUUCUUUUAGCUGUGAGAGGCAGAAAGCCCGUUGUGCCAUGGCCUGAAUCACAGGGUAGUUAUUUUUUUAAGAUUUAUUUAUUUAUUUACUUGAAAGGCAGAGUUACAGAGAGGCAGAAGCAAAGCGGGGGACCUCUUCCAUCUGCUGGUUCACUCACCAGAUGGCCACAACGGCUGGAACUGUGCCGAUCCAAAGCCAGGAGCCAGGAGCCUCCUCUGAAUCUCCCAUGUGGGUACAGGGGCCCAAGGACUUGGGUCAUCUUCCACUGCUUUCCCAGGCCACAGCAGAGCGCUGGAUUGGGAGUGGAGCACCCGGGACUAGAACUGGCGUCCAUACGGGAUGCCGGCACUGCAGGUGGUGGCUCCGCCCACUACGCCGCAGCACUGGCCAUGUAACUUAAUAGUUCCGCCAAGGUACUCAGAAAUGCUGUUAAAAGCUCACGUUCUUAUACGCAGUUGAAUAUUAUGCAGCCUUAGAAAGGACUAGAAUUCCAGCGCUGCCCCAGCAGGCCGCUGUUGAAAACGUUAGGCUGAGUAGAAGAAGCCAGAUGCGGGGGGCAGCACUGCGUGGUUCCGUCGCCAGGCCGCCGGGUCUCAGAGACCGCCAGGACAGCGGUCGUGGGCCGGGGCCGGGUCUAGGACGGGAAGGUGCUGGCUAGUGGGUGCGGAGCUUCUGUGGGGGCUGAAGCGGCUCUGGGGACAGGGGGUGUGCAUGCUUAUGCCUCUGCAUCCGAUGUUGAAAAUGCUUCAGUCAAUGAUGUUCCAGACGUUUUGUCACACGAUAAUAAAAGUAAAGGUAAAAAGA